Pyricularia pennisetigena is the source of this 2529-nucleotide messenger RNA. RefSeq lists its product as uncharacterized. The transcript has a single exon. Bases 1 to 2529 code for a protein of 842 amino acids. The record is from RefSeq and is a predicted model, not a curated record. NCBI's taxonomy places the organism in Eukaryota, Fungi, Ascomycota, Sordariomycetes, Magnaporthales, Pyriculariaceae. Gene Ontology annotation, biological process: intra-Golgi vesicle-mediated transport. Gene Ontology annotation, cellular component: COG complex; Golgi apparatus.
AUGUCGACACUCACGAUGGACCUCUCAACAAUAACCUCGGCCGAGCAGGUCUUCACUUCUCCGUCCAACACGCUCCCGCAGAUCCGAGCGAUCCACAAGGCGCUGCACGCGCAGAUCGACGACCGCGCCUCGCGCCUGCGCACCCAGGUCGGCACCUCGUACCGCGACCUGCUCGGCACCGCCGACGCCAUCGUUCGCAUGCGCCGCGACAUGGCCGAGGUUCAGGCCGUGCUGGGCCGCAUGGGCGGCCGCUGCGGCCGUGCCGUCGUCGGGGCCAAGGCCGAGGGCCUGCAGCGGUUCGUCGGGCUGGGGGAGAACGAGCCGGGCAGAGAUGACGACGACGAUGACGAAGAUGGAGGCAACAUUGAUGUGGAUGCCCUCCUCGGCGCAAAGGGCAGGAUGUUGUCGGUCGCGGCCAGGGCCAGGCUGCUGGACGCGUGUGCGCUCGCCGCGAGGCGGGUGCUGAGGACCGGCGAGGCGAAGAGGGGCGACAGGCUGCUCGUCGCCGCCAAGGUGCUGCUGCUGAGCAGGCUGGUGGGCAAGAGCCUGAGCGAGGGCGGCGAGGCCGCCGUCGACCCGCAGGUCAGGGCGUCGAUCGACGCGUCGUGGAAGAGUCUGCGUAGGAGGAUCGAAAAGGUCCUCGAGGUCGUGGACGAGGACCUGGUCGGCCGCGACGACGUGGUCAAGGCGCUGUGCGCCUACAGCCUCGCCACAAACGCCGGCUGCCGCGAGGUCCUGGGCUUCUUCCUGCGCAUCAGAGCCCGCGCCAUGACGCUGGCGUUUGCGCUCGACGAGGACGCCGAGCACGAGGGCGACGGCGACCAGAGCUCCAAGGCCGCGCUCACCUGCCUCAGGCUCUUUACCAGGACCAUGUUGGAUGUGCAGGCUCUGAUGCCGACCAAGCUCGUCGAGGCCCUCAAGGGGCUGAAGAAGAAGCCGAUUCUAGAGGACGACGCCCUAUUGAAGCUCGAGGGGCUCCGGCUGGAUCUGUCGGCGAGGUGGUGCGGGGACGAGAUCCGGUAUUACAAACCAUAUAUCCGCCACGAUGACCUCGAGGGCAAGCAAGCCAAGGAGAUGCUGACGGGCUGGGCGGAGCGCGGCGGGGAGACGCUCAUCAAGGGCCUGGAGAGGACCCUGACGCGGCUGCACGACCUGGGAGCGGUCCUGGAGCUUCGGUCUAGCGUGCUGCAGUGCUGGAUCCGCGACGGGGGCCGCAUCAGAGGCUACGACCCGGCCGUCAUGCUCGACCAACUGAGGACGGCCAUCAACACGUACACGCUCGAGAUGCUGGCCGGCAAGGUCCACAAGCUGCGGCUCGUGGGCGCCGAGAUGUCGGCGACGCUGGACGGCUGGCGCGUUGGCGUGACGGACGAACAGCACGGCCUGUGGGACGACGAGGGCAUGGACCUGGACCUAUCGGGCGGGGCGGCUCUCUUCACGCAGGACGUCGUGUCCAGGCUCUACGGCCGCAACGACGCCGUCUCCAAGGCGGUAAACUGCUACGAGUCCUGGCAUCAGGUCGUUAGAGAGGUCGAAGAGAAGGUCAAGGUGCUACGCAAGCAACGGUGGGACAACGAUGCCGACGAAAUCGAGGAUGAGGAGACAAUCGAGCAGAGACAGCAGAUCCUCAGCUCGGAAGACCCACAGACGCUACAGGAUCAGCUCAGAAAGUCGCUAGAGACGGCAUUCAGGGAGCUCGAUGAGCAGAUAAUCGGACUGUGGAAAGCACAACAGGACGGCCAGCACAGGGGCCAUGUGGCAAUGUACCUCACCCGCGUGCUCCGGGAUGUACGAAGUCGCCUGCCUGACGAGGUCGAGACGGCUAAAACGCUGGGGACGUCCCUGAUCCCGCAGCUUCACGAGGUUAUCGUCAAGACGAUAGUGGCUGCCCCGCUGGAAGACUUCACAAAGAAGGCACUGGCCAGGACCAGCGUCGUCGGGCGUAGCCUAUGGGAAGGCGAUGACCCAGCCCUGCCGAGCAUGCCGUCGGCCGGUGUGUUUACGUUCCUGAGGGCGCUGGUUGCGUCUAUGGGAGAUGCCGGGUUGGACCUGUGGAGUCCCACGGCCGUUGUCGCGCUCAAGUCGUAUCUCAAGGGACAGCUAAGGGAGGCAUGGCUAGAGGCUUUGAACCGGCACAGUGCCGUUCAAGACAAAGUUGAAGAAGAACAGGGCGCUGAAAGUGUGGACGAGAAGAAGCCCGAGCGGUCCGAGGGUGCAGAUGCUGACGAGGAGGGUUCCAAGGAAGACCAAGAUAAAGUCGCAUCUACAGAAAACGAUCAAGCAGAGGACAAGGCGUCUGUUUCGGCGGAACAGCGUAGAGAACUCUUUACGCAAUGGCUAUACGAUGUCAUGUUUCUUCAGGGUAGCCUUGGUACAGCCAACGGGCCCUCCGAGGAUGAGCUCAAAGACUUGGAGGAUGCUAUGUACAAGCAGACGGAGCUUAACAAUGAUGCCGCGCGGAAGCAGAUAUCUAAAUCGGCGCAGGAAAACUGGAAACGGACCAGCCUGCUCUUUGGAUUGCUGGCGUGA